Messenger RNA from Microdochium trichocladiopsis, 2109 nucleotides. RefSeq lists its product as uncharacterized. NCBI's taxonomy places the organism in Eukaryota, Fungi, Ascomycota, Sordariomycetes, Xylariales, Microdochiaceae. The record is from RefSeq and is a predicted model, not a curated record. The coding region runs from base 1 to 2109 and encodes 702 amino acids. The transcript is spliced from 3 exons.
AUGGUGACAGCAAUGAGCCUCAAACGAGCUCUCGCACUCGCAGGGGCGGCCAUCGUGGCCAGCUUCACUCAACUCGCACAUGCGCAGACUGCCUCGACACCACCAGGCCCGACAUUCACGGGAUCGCCUAGUAACUGCAACAAGUGGUAUGUGGUCGCCGAUGGCGACAACUCUUGCAGCACAGUGGAGGCCAAGUUCGGCAUCACGCAUGACCAGUUUAUCGCUUGGAAUCCGGCGGUAUCCCGCGACUGCGUGACCAAUUUCUGGAAAGGCCAGGCAUACUGCGUUGGGUUGAGGUCUGCUGCUACGUCCACGACAUCAUCCACUUCGAAGACAAGUCCAACAUCCUCGUUGCCGGGAAAUUCGACGCCUGCUGGGCCAACCUUUACCGGUUCUCCCAGCAACUGCAAUAGGUGGUGGUACGUGGUCGGUGAUGCCGACAGAGAUUGUGGAGUCGUCGAAGCCAAGUUUGGUAUCACGCAUGACCAGUUCAUCGCUUGGAAUCCGGCGGUGUCCCGCGACUGCUCGAUCAAUUUCUGGAAAGGCCAAGCUUACUGUGUUGGUCUGGGCACGAGCACAAUCACCACGUCGAGAGCUUCGUCCUCCUCGGCCACAAGGUCGUCGAGCAGCUCCAUGACCAUCAUCACGCCAACUACGCCUUACUCAACUCGCUUCCCUCUAACGAAUGAAACGAUCUACGGACCAUCGUCGACCGAGGAGUGGCCUCCUUCAAAGACGCAAGCAGGGCAGCCUGCGUACUGCAACAACUGGCAUUUUGUACGGGGUGGCGAAGCCUGCCCCAACAUCGCAGGCCUUUACUCGACUUGGAUGACUCUCGAAGACUUUCAUGCUUGGAAUCCGGCCAUUGGCAUCGACUGCUCGGGACUGUUCGUCCACUACUGGGUCUGUGUGGGCAUAAGACCCCAGGUCCAGCUCACGAUGCCAUACGAGACCGGCACCGCUUCUGCUAACGCGACGAUCGAACUGCCUCCGUAUAUCUCCUUCACACCGGCCCCGACUCCGACAGACAAGCCCGUCUUUGACACUCCAUCGCCUACUCAGGGCCAGUUACCGGCAAACUGCAAGGCUUUCUGGAGAGCCGAGAAUGGAGACACAUGCGCCCAGGCCGUAGAGGAGUACUCCCCAAUCACCAAGGAGCAGUUUCUCGCCUGGCACCCGUUUCUGAACGGCAACUGCAAUGGGCUGUGGGCAGGCAACUGGUACUGCACCGCCGCCUUUGACUGGGACAAUGUCCCUAUGCCGCCCACGGUCAAGACGAGGCCCUCGUCGGUCCCGGCGGGCACUACGGGCGACUGCGUGGCCUGGUACAAGGCCACGCCGGAAGACACGUGUGCCAUUGUCGCCCAGAUGUUUGGCACGUUUGGCCAGGCCGACUUUAUCAAGUGGAAUCCUUCAGUCGGGGUCGAUUGCUCGGACGGCGUCAUUGUGGACAGCAACUACUGCGUUGCUGUGGCCGGCACGCCGACCACGCGAACGAGCGCUGUCUCGAAGCCCACGCCGCCAUCAUCGGCCCACAGUCCUGCCCAGGACGGCAUCGCCUCGGACUGCUCAGAGUUCUGGUACGUCUCGGACGAGGACACGUGUGCCACAAUCUCGUCGCAGUCGGGUGUUUCCCAGGACUCUCUGAAAGCCUGGAACCCUGCGCUGGGAAGUUCCUGCGCUGGCCUGCAGCCAGACUUCUUCAUCUGCGUCGGCCGUCCCAGCAGCAGUGGCGGAGUUACCACCACCACCACCACCUCAGCCUCGCGAAGCAGCGCCCGCAGCAGUAGUAGCAGCACGAUGAGUAGCCUACGCAGCAGCAGCACAACGAGCAGUGCACGCAGUAGCAGCAGCAGCAUGACGAGAAGCGCAGCCGCAUCCCCAACGAGCAGUGGCGGCUCGAGCGUACCAACGCCCGCGCCAGUCCAAAAUGGCAUGGCAAGCGGGUGCAAGAAGUUCUAUCUGGUCAAGGGCGGUGAUGGAUGCUGGGCCAUUGCCAAUGCGAAUGGCAUCAAUUUGAGUGACUUUUACAUAUGGAAUCCGGCUGUAAACAAUGGCGGCGAAUGUGCGGGUCUUUGGCCAGACUACUAUGUCUGCAUCGGCAAGUGA